Sceloporus undulatus (fence lizard) is the source of this 1866-nucleotide messenger RNA. RefSeq names its product ATPase Na+/K+ transporting subunit beta 3 (gene ATP1B3). The transcript is spliced from 7 exons. NCBI's taxonomy places the organism in Eukaryota, Metazoa, Chordata, Lepidosauria, Squamata, Phrynosomatidae. Gene Ontology annotation, biological process: intracellular sodium ion homeostasis; intracellular potassium ion homeostasis; sodium ion export across plasma membrane. Gene Ontology annotation, cellular component: sodium:potassium-exchanging ATPase complex. Gene Ontology annotation, molecular function: ATPase activator activity. The record is from RefSeq and is a predicted model, not a curated record. The coding region runs from base 76 to 915 and encodes 279 amino acids.
CCUUCGCCCUGCGAGGGAUCCCUCCGCCUGUCUCCCUUCCUCGCUCUCCGGCUCCCGCCCGCCCGCCCGCGCGCCAUGGCCAAGGAGGAGAAGAAGCCCUUCAGCCAAGCCAUGGCCGAGUGGCGGCACUUCAUCUACAACCCCAACAGCGGAGAGUUCCUGGGCAGAACGGCCAAGAGCUGGGGAUUAAUUUUGCUGUUUUAUCUCGUAUUUUAUGGAUUCCUAGCUGCACUCUUUACAUUUACAAUGUGGGUUAUGCUUCAGACAUUGAGUAGUGAUAUACCCAAGUAUCGUGACCGGAUUUCUAGUCCAGGUCUUAUGAUUUCACCAAAGCCAGAAAAUGCACUGGAAUUUUCACUAAACAAAAAUGACUCAGGAAGUUACCGUCGCUAUGUGGAAUCCCUUCACAGAUUUCUAGGAGCCUAUAAUGAAUCAAAGCAAAUCAGAAACAUUCCGUGUUCUCAAGGAAAGCUCUUUGAACAGACUUCCCCUAAUAAAUCGGCAUGCCAAUUUAGUCGCACUAAUCUAGGACCAUGUUCUGGACUACAGGAUGAAAAUUUUGGUUAUGACAAAGGAACACCAUGUGUUGUUAUAAAAAUGAACAGGAUAAUUGGAUUAAAGCCUCAAGGAAACCCAUACAUAGACUGUAUCUCUAAGGAAGAAGGCAAGGCUGUGAUAACUUAUUUUCCUCCUGAGGGAAAAAUUGAUUUGAUGUAUUUCCCAUACUAUGGAAAACGCUUGCAUCCUGACUACUUACAGCCUCUUGUGGCUGUUCAACUAGCAUUUAAUACAACCAGUACCAAAGAAGAUGUAACAAUUGAGUGCAAGAUCAUGGGAUCAGAAAAUUUAAAAAAUGAAGAUGACCGUGACAAGUUUCUUGGACGUGUUUCCUUCAAAUUUCAGAUAUCUGAAUAGACACCACCAAAACUUACACAAAGUAAAUCUUCGUGUUCUUUUUGUUUUGUUUUUUUUGGGUUUUUUAAAAAGAAAAUAUCAGCAGGACCUGCCAUUCUGGAAGAUGAGACCACUUUUAUGAAGCUUGGGGUGGAACAUGGCAUCCAGGGUAGCAUAAUUAUGUGCUUCCAAAUCAUGUUUUAAAUCCCACAUAAAAAUAACUGCCCAUCAUGCUUUUGCCUGCCCUCUUGGACCAGUGUACAGACAUAGUCAUUUUAGGGACCUGUAAAUAGUUUCCAGACAUGUAAUCAUGGUGGUCUUUGUACUGUUCCAAAACGUGGGCUUUAUCCCCAAGUGAGUGUCUCAGAUGUGCUGUGCUGUGCUAUGUAAAUAUUGUAUUGGUUUAACACUGGUUUAACUAUCAUCAGUACAAACACAGUCUUAGAGAGAAGUAAGAAAUUUUCAAACUGCCCAGCCCAACAUAGUGAGUUGUCUUUAUGCAGAGAUGCCUUAACUCCUGUAUUGGGUGAGAGGGUGAGUUUGAGUGGAUUUUAAGUGUUAGUAUUGAUUUUGACAUUAUUUAUGUACUGAAUUAGUCUGUUGUGCUUGUCAUUGCAAGUAAUUGUGUGUGUAUGUGUACAGUUUGGUUUAGAUUUGAUAUUUUAGUUCAAAAAUUGACUGUCAAUAGUGUUACUUGCUUGCUGUUAUGUGAAGCACAGAUAAAACCAAUACAAUGUCACUUUUAAAACAUUUUAGUUGAAAACUACCAGUAUGAAACAAUUUCUUUACAAUGUCUCUGGUUUAGAAACUUGGUAACAAUUGUACUACAAAGCUGCUUGGAAAAAAAAAGACCUCACUGUGGGUAUAGACUUACACUUUCCAAUAAAAUACAUCCCUGAAUAGAGAAACGUCUGUUAAAAUUUUAAAGCUCAGUAAGGACUGUCUUGAUUAAACAUUCCGUUGUUUAAUUUA